This is a messenger RNA of Fomitiporia mediterranea MF3/22, 4321 nucleotides long. RefSeq lists its product as uncharacterized. Gene Ontology annotation, molecular function: protein binding. The transcript has 11 exons. NCBI's taxonomy places the organism in Eukaryota, Fungi, Basidiomycota, Agaricomycetes, Hymenochaetales, Hymenochaetaceae. Gene Ontology annotation, cellular component: early endosome; trans-Golgi network; recycling endosome. The record is from RefSeq and is a predicted model, not a curated record. The coding region runs from base 352 to 3936 and encodes 1194 amino acids. Gene Ontology annotation, biological process: receptor recycling; retrograde transport, endosome to Golgi; endosome organization.
GCGAUUCACUUGCUUGGUUAUUGUUCUGCAAUUAGCGAAGGAAGGGUAGCCGAGCAGGUCUCGGGUGGACUGACACGCGGAUCGUCUCACAGUCACGCCUGUUUCCUACAAUUAGCCAAGGCACACGUUCCACGCGAUAGCUUGCUCUCAGGUUCUCAUCCCUCUCUUCCUCUCUUCCUCUCUUCGACCGUCGCCCACCUCAGCGGUGACGACGGCCAGCGACAUCCAUCCAUCAUCGCCGACCAGAUUUCAUUUCUUAGGAUUUCUUGGUAUUCUCUCUUAACUAGACUUGACGCACACCUCAUCUUGGACACGCUUCAAUCGCAGUCCACCCUAAUCUAGGCGGUCACGAUGCCGGAAUACGUCUAUGCCCUGCAUGAUUUUGUUCCGGAGCACGAGGAUGAGAUUUCCUUCAGUGCGGGCGACCGCAUCGAGGUGAUCGAGAAGGAUGACAUGUACGGCGAUGGUUGGUGGCAGGGCAGAAAUUUAUUUGGAAAAGUUGGACUAUUUCCUCAGAGUUACACUACUUCAGAUCCUUCCGUCGUACAGAAUCCCGCAGCGCCACAGGCGAACGGACACGAUGCAGCAGCCUCUGCAGCCGCUGCCACCACUGCAUCGUUGCAGACACUUAAUGAAGAACCAGAGGAUGCUUCUGCUGCUACCCCUGAAGCCAACAAGAAGGAUGAGGGUCAAGGGGUAAUGAGAGCAACGCUGACGGAUGUCCAGGAAGCCAUUGAACAGCUCGGGCGCAAUGACCGGGACGGAAACGGCAGCUUUAGUUUCGCGAGCACUCACACCGAUACCGACCAUGAUACUGACACGGAUGCCAAUUCAAAUGCGGAUGGGUUGGGAGGCGAAUCCUGGCAUAAGGGUGCACGCAGUAACCUUGCGGAGAAAGCACGGCAGCAACAGGAGCUCCUAAAGCGAGAACAGGAAGUCUACGAGGCAGAACUGCAGCUGCAUGCACCGGUCCUCACGGAGCAGACUUCGGAGCCACCCAUUGCGUUUGAGAUGAGUGACGAGAGUGAGGACGAGGGAGACGAGGAGCUUGAGCAUGGUCCUGCGGCUGGCAUGCUUUUCCCGCGCCGUGAGCAUGAGCACAUCUCAGAGGAGGAAGAGGAUGACGCAGUCUCCGCGAGGCAACAACCAAAUGAUCAUCCCGUAACGCCUAGAGCCGUUAGUCAUUCACCAAAGCAUUCACCUUCACCAAAGCAGAAACCGAGCUCUAUCAGCACCCCUGAGAACGGAGACGACUUAGAAGGACAUCCACCGGAGACUGCUCGACAGGUCUCAUUCCCAACUGAGAAUCGAUCAGCAAGCGGGUCACCUUCUCGUGGUCUCGCCACUAAGGAACCCCAUCUGGAGAACGGUGCCAAAAUUAACCAACCAACAACCAGGGGAUCCCCUCGCCCUGCUUCACGGAUAAUCAGUCAGCCAAAAGGCAUGCCACCUCAAGGGCCCUUACCAUCGCCACCGUCGUCUCAGAAGGGUUCAGCUGCCAGUCAGGCACCGAAGUAUCAGACGUCACCGCCAUCUGAAUGGACUGUGGAUGAUGUUGUUGAGUGGGCGAAGAGCAAGGGCUUUGAUGAUAGUGUGACCGACAAGUUUGUCGAGCACGAGAUUUCGGGUGAUGUGUUACUCGAAAUCGACGCCAAUGUACUUAAGACUGAGCUAGAAAUUCACGCGUUUGGCAAGCGCACACGUAUCGCGAAGGAGAUUGCGGCGCUCCGGCCACCACCUCCGGAACCGUUGCAGCCUCCUCCGUCAGAUUCUCUUAUUCAUAGCCGUAGUGCAUCGCAAAGUGUUUCUUUGCCAGGCUCCACUCACCACUCAACUCGAAGUCCUUUGGGAUUCGGAGCCAUGCUUAGUCCUGAGAGUCCGCCGCAUACUGGUGAUCUUGCUGGCACUCCGGCUUUCGGCACGAUGCGCCGAGACUCUGACCCAGGUUCAUCGUUGCGUGUUAGUGAGACGGACCAGGAGCCCGAGUCGUCGACAGUGAACAAUUCAACUGUGAGUAGUUCGACAAUGGGACUGGGCAUUAGCAUGCCUACUGGAUCUGGGGAGCGCCUCGAGCUACCGAAAGGGAAGAACCGACCCGCACAUCUUAAUCUGUAUCCGAGUGACCCAGCACUAAACUCGAAAUCGAAGAUGGCGAAGUUCUCGCCGAAAUCCAUUGCGGAAGAGUCCCUCAGAGAGGAACGCAGUGCAAUGAGUGAUACGGAAUCCCCGCUUGCUCUCGAAUCGCGAAGCAAACGCCGUAGAAUAUUUGGUCGUUCAACAGGUUCAGCGAACUCGGAACAAAAGGAGAACGGAAGCCGUAACUCGAAGGAGCACCAACGUGACAUGGGUCCUGCGACGCCGAACUCAUUAUCAACAAGUAUUCCGGGCAGCCCUUCGACGAAACGCGGAUCAACGGAGGAUGGAAGCGUCAAGUACCCUCAACGCCGUAAACGGUCUGUUGAUACUUCAAAACCUUCGGACCGACUCAGCCUGUUCGGUGGUAGUUUGUCAUUAACUCGGUCCAGAAAACCAGCACCUCGUGUACAAUCAUACGCACACGAUGACCUGUUAACCGAAAAGCAGUCGCGUAGCUUAUCAAGGCUUUACCUUGGCGGUGGGAAUCGCAAAGCUAGUGGAAAGUCUCAAUUGACGACGGGGUCUGGUAAAGACGAUGAUGUAGACCCACGAGUACUGCGAAAGCGGACUACUUCCUCCCUUGCGGACAUACCAUCUGUACCUGGGCUUCCGGGGACAUUAAAGGCAGGGCAGAGCGUGCUCGAGCAGAUCGGAACCCCAGAUCAUAACGGAUGGAUGCGCAAGAAGGGCGAGCAUUACAAUACGUGGAAACUGCGAUACUUUGUAUUGAAGGGCCCUCAUUUGUAUUACUUACGGAGUAACAGCAAAGCGGAAACGAAGAUCAAAGGUUAUAUUAAUAUCAUCGGCUAUAAGGUUAUUGUCGAUGAGAACAUUAAUCCUGGAAAAUAUGGAUUCCGCCUCAUCCAUGAGACUGAGCGGACUCACUACUUCAGCUCGGACGAGUCGAUAACUGUCCGUGAAUGGAUGAAGGCUUUGAUGAAAGCGACUAUCGGACGAGAUUAUACCAAACCUGUCAUCUCGUCAUGUAACAUCCCCACGAUACCGCUCUCUGUUGCUCAGACCAUGAACCCAGCCCCACGGCCACCUUCGCCAACGCAGCGGGCCGCCACGCAAAAGGCAUUGCGGCGCGAAAACCCGAAUCAGUUGUCAAGUAGGGAUGCACGUAUUCUCAUGGGACUGCCUCAAGCACAAAACGGUACUGUUAAUGGUAACGAGAAUGGUGGUCCAGUUGACAUGCCGCCACGUAUUGGUGACGACCUCUUCAAUACGCUUGAAUCUCUUCCUGAGAACCCUCAGGAGCAAGUUCCUACGCCACGCAGUGGUGCAGCGACCAUUAGUGCACCACCUCCGGCCCGACCAAACAGAGAAACCCGGAGGACAAGCGUACCGGCUGUUGAUGGUCCAAGUGCGCCGGUAGACUUGAUACGAUGGGCAAAUAGCUAUCUACCUCCGAACCUCCAAGUGCAAGAGAACAGUGGACAGGUCUAUAGUGGUCUAGCUCUCUAUCGACUCGCGGAGGGUAUCAAAGGGAAGCCAUCGGAUCCGCCGGUCCCCGAUUCUGCGUUCCCAUCUGGGCCGAAUGACGACCGACUUGACGGGCUCUUUAAGCUGUUUGACUUGUUCCUUGAUAAUGACAUUCGCAUGGGGAAUGUGAGUAUUAAUGAUGUGAGACAGGGGAGGACGGAUAAGAUCGUGCAGUUGCUGCGGUCGUUACGUGCGUGGGAGGAGAAGAGGAAGGCUGUUGCGCGGUCGAUUGGGAGGAGUGCGGUGUCUGCUGGGCCGUUCAUGGCUAUGGAGCCUGCUGGCACUUCGAUAUCUGGCGCUUUGCAUGCUUGGUAAAAUUGAGUGUAUAGAUUCAUACUACUUUUCCUUUCUUCUUCAUGUUUGUGCUUCGUUUCUGGAUCCCAUGCUUUGCACGUUCUUUUUGUUUUUAUGUAGUCAUUCUCGUGUGUUCAUCCGCGUCACCCUCCACCCCCUCUUCUAGCUUUUCAUUCAUGGACACGUUGCUGCCUUAAUAAACGUUUCUUCUUUUUCCUAAGUUCAUUUCACUUUCCGUAAUUGUAAUGUUUCAUGUUAUUUGAAUUAUUUUUGCACUUCUUUUACUUCUUUUACGUGCGAUUGAUUGAUUGAUUCUUUAUUUCUUCAGCUGUCUUGCCUCUUAUUUGUUUCGCCUUUUUGUUUUGGCAAUGUGUAUUUACCAUGACAUAUACAUGCAUUCCAUCAU